UCGUCCCACAACCACUGCUACGUACCCCUCGCACCCAACCACCUCCUCCUCAUCUUCUUCUUCUAGCAGUCUCCAUCGGGUCUCCCACCUCCCCUCCGUCUCAUCGUGUACGCUACGUACGAGAAACCACCAGCCAAUACCGCGUCCUCUCCUCUCCUCAUCGCCGCCACCUCGAGGGGCGCGCGCGCGUGCGUGCUCCUUCCUGCUAAGUAGGUACGUAGGGGACCGGACGGAUCGGAGUCGGACCAUCAGGAUGGACGUCGGCGGCGGCAGCAGCGGCGGCGGUGGCGAGGAGGAGGAGGUGGACCGGGCCGCCGGCGCCGGCAGCAGCCAGCCGCAGCGGAUGAAGAUCGGCUGGCCCACGGACGUGCGCCACGUCGCACACGUCACCUUCGACCGCUUCCACGGCUUCCGCGGCGUCCCCGCCGAGCUCCAGCCCGAGCCCGCCCUCGCCAAGGCCCCCAGCGCCAGCAAGACGGCGUUCGGCGUGUCGACGGAGUCGAUGCAGUGCGCGCACGACGCGCGGGGGAACAGCGUGCCCACCAUCCUGCUCCUCCUGCAGCGCCGCCUGUACGAGCAGGGCGGGCUCAGGACGGAGGGCAUCUUCCGCGUGGCCGCCGACGGCGCGCAGGAGCAGCGCGUCAGGGACCAGCUCGACCUCGCCGCCUCCGUGCCGGACGACGCCGACGUGCACUGCCUCGCGGGGCUCAUCAAGGCCUGGUUCAGGGAGCUGCCGGGGGGCCUCCUCGACGCGCUGCCGGAGGAGGAGGUGGCGCGCUGCGCCACGGAGGACGCGGCGGCUAGGCUGAUCGGCAAGCUGCCGGCGGCCAAGGCGGCGCUGCUCGACUGGGCGGUGCAGCUCAUGGCGGACGUGGCGAGCGAGGAGGCGCGGAACCGGAUGGGCACCCGCAACAUCGCCAUGGUCUUCGCGCCCAACAUGACGGAGGAGGUGGAUCCUCUGACGGCGCUCAAGUACGCGGUGCAGGUGAUGAACUUCCUGAACCUGCUCAUCGAGCGGGCGCUCCGACAAAGGCAGCAAGACCAGAAGAAGAAGCAGCCUAAAUAGUUAAUUGAUUGCUUGAUUGACGUACGCUUUGGUUAAUUCGAUUAGUCCCGUGGUUAGUUAAUUUCGUUCACUUGGGUGUCCAUCGACUAAGCUGACUUUGUAUGUACCUCAGCCUAGCUAGGACCCAGCAAAUCAGCUAGAUGUGUGCGUGCGUCUGUUAAUCAUGUCUGAUUUCUCCUUUGGAUAUAUACGUGUGCUCUUUGAAUGGUUAAUUCGGAUUUACUUUCUGUUGUGUA
This is a messenger RNA of Triticum aestivum (bread wheat), 1302 nucleotides long. Its product is annotated as rho GTPase-activating protein 2. Gene Ontology annotation, molecular function: GTPase activator activity. The record is from RefSeq and is a predicted model, not a curated record. Bases 254 to 1066 code for a protein of 270 amino acids. The transcript is spliced from 3 exons. Gene Ontology annotation, biological process: signal transduction. NCBI's taxonomy places the organism in Eukaryota, Viridiplantae, Streptophyta, Magnoliopsida, Poales, Poaceae.